AUGACUUUAACUUCAAAUGUCGAAGUUGAAGUUUAUAUGGAGGAUUUGAAUGAAACAGAUGAUGAUGACUCUGAUGGAGAAGAAUAUGUUGCUUCUACAAUGGACAAAACAAUAUGGGAUCCUUUUUUGAAUGAUUUGGUACAGGGAGAAGUGGAAUUGCCUGACAUAUCAUCUGAUGAUGCUGAAUGGAGCUUUUCAAAUGAAGAAUCUGACAAAGGAGAUGAUAUAGGUCAGAAAUUUGGGGACCAAUAUCUUGUACACAACCCCAGGAUACCCUGGAAUAAAAUGGAACCACACUUGGGGGAAAAAUACGAAAGCCCAGAACAGUUCAAGCUUUGUCUAACAAAUUAUGCGGUGGCUAAUGGUUACCAAUUGAGGUUUGCCAAGUGUGAUCGUUCUAGGAUAUUAGUACGACGUGACAAAAAAAGUGAUGAGAAUAAGUGUCCAUUUAGAUGUUGGGCAUCUUGGAUGGGGAAUGAACUAACUUGGCAAGUGAAAUCUUUGGAAAAGAAACAUGUUUGUGCACGAAAAUACAACCUCGGGUCAUUGAUAACUCCGGGUUGGAUUGCUAACCAUUAUCUUAAUGACCUAAUUCGCAACCCCAAAACAAAAGUCAAAGAAAUGAAAGCUGAUUUUUUACAGAAUUAUUCUUUAAAGCUUAGCAGAGGUCAGUGUGAAAGGGCAAGGGCAUUAGCAUUCACACUAAUUGAUGGCAAGUUGACUGAUCACUAUGCUAGGAUAUGGGAUUAUGGUAAUGAAGUUUUGAGAUCACUAUCCGUGAAAAGCUCAAACCAAGAAAGCCAUCUGGAUAAGGAUGUAGGUGGAAUACUAGAUUUAGGAGCCGAAAUGGGACAAAACUCUAGUCUUUUGUUAAUUUGGAAUACUAGAUUUAGGAGCCGAAAUGGGACAAUUUAA
This is a messenger RNA of Lactuca virosa, 915 nucleotides long. NCBI's taxonomy places the organism in Eukaryota, Viridiplantae, Streptophyta, Magnoliopsida, Asterales, Asteraceae. The record is from the annotation of a GenBank genome assembly.